GGUUGGGCCGCGGCGGUGACUGGGCCGGCGCCCGGCAGGCAGCAGGAUCGCAGCCGGACCCAUUAGAACCGGGGCGGCCGGCGACUCCGAGUCUCGCAGGCUAUCAGGCGAGCCAGCCUUUACCUUCCCCGGAGCAUCCCCGCCUCCGAGUCGUUGCUCGCCAGGCCGGGCUGGGCGUGAUGCGCCGCGGGACCCCUGUCCUGGCCGUUGGCCGCCUCCGCCGAGUCCCCAAGACACCACAGUGACGCCGCAGCCAUGGAGAGCGGCCCACAUGCAGAGCCGGGUGCCGGCGCACCCUCAGCUGUGGCAGCCAGGACCCCCCCAGAGCCAAGACCUUCUCCAGAGGGUGACCCCUCACCGCCUCCACCGCCACCACCAUCGAUGUCAGCCCUCAUCCCCGACACUCCCCCGGACACCCCUCCAGCCAUGAAGAAUGCCACUAACUCUAAACAGCUCGCACUGGAACCAGAGAGUCCCCCAAGGCCGGUCGGGCCUAGGCCAACCCCCCAGCAGGAAGAGUCCCCUUUCUCAGAAGCGAAGGUCAGGGGACCCACCCCAGCAGCCACAGGCCCACGGGAUUCCAGGCCUCCUCGAAGGAGCAGCCAGCCCUCUCCAACGGCAGUGUCAGCCUCCGACAGCCCUUCUGCCAAGCAAGAUGUGAAGAAGGCAGGAGAGAGACACAAGCUGGCAAAGGAGCGGCGAGAAGAGCGGGCCAAGUACCUGGCGGCCAAGAAGGCAGUGUGGCUGGAGAAGGAGGAGAAGGCCAAAGCACUGCGGGAGAAGCAGCUCCAGGAGCGCCGGCGGCGGCUGGAGGAGCAGCGGCUCAAAGCCGAGCAGCGCCGAGCGGCUCUGGAGGAGCGGCAAAGACAGAAGCUCGAGAAAAACAAGGAGCGCUAUGAAGCAGCCAUCCAGCGGUCAGUGAAGAAAACGUGGGCCGAAAUCCGGCAGCAGCGCUGGUCCUGGGCAGGGGCCCUGCACCACAGCUCCCCAGGGCGCAAGACCAGUGGGAGCAGGUGCUCUGUGUCGGCAGUAAACCUGCCAAAACACGUGGACUCUAUAAUCAACAAGCGGCUCUCAAAGUCCUCUGCCACGCUCUGGAACUCCCCCAGUAGAAAUCGAAGCCUGCAGCUGAGCGCAUGGGAGAGCAGCAUCGUGGACCGUCUUAUGACGCCCACCCUCUCCUUCCUGGCACGGAGUCGCAGUGCAGUCACACUGCCCCGCAAUGGCCGGGACCAGGGUAGGGGCAGCGGCCCUGGGAGAGCCGCCACAAGGGGCCGGGCAGGGGCCAGCCUCGCGUGUGGGCCACAUCCCGACCACACUCAUCCCUCUGCAGCCGUGCCGGUGUGCCCGCGCUCGGCCUCUGCCAGUCCCCUGAUGCCGCCCUGCAGUGCCCCCCGCAGCAGCAUACACCGCUGCACCCCCUCCUCCGGGGAGCGUGGGGAGCGCCGCAAGCCCAGCUCAGUGGGCAGCCCCGCCCCCGUCCACCGCAGGCCCCAGGCCUCGCCGGUGCAGAAAAAGGAGAAGAAGGACAAGGAGCGGGAAAAUGAGAAGGAGAAGAGUGCUCUGGCCCGGGAGCGCAACCUUAAGAAGCGUCAGUCACUGCCUGCCUCGCCCCGCCCACGCCUCUCUGCUGGCACAGCCUCUGAACUCAGUCCCAAGUCUAAGGCCCGGCCAUCCUCUCCCUCCACAUCCUGGCACAGGCCUGCCUCUCCCUGCCCCAGCCCAGGGCCCAACCAUGCUCUGCCCCCAAAACCGCCAUCCCCCCGAGGCACCACUGCAUCACCCAAGGGGCGGGUUCGGAGGAAGGAUGAGGCAAAGGAGACGCCCAGUGUGGCAGGACAUGAGGACAAGAACCAGAGCAAGGGCAAGGCCAAUGAAGAGAAGGAGCCUGCAGCCCCAUCCUCACCAGCACCCUCACCUGUGCCCUCACCCACCCCAGCCCAGCCCCAGAAGGAACAGCCCACAGCCGACGUCCCUGCAGAUACUGCUGGCUUGACCUCGCCCCCAGUGCCCUCCCCCUCAGCGGCCCCUAGCAAACCCAUGGCCGGCACCACAGACCGAGAGGAGGCUACCCGGCUCCUGGCCGAGAAGCGGCGCCAGGCCCGAGAGCAGCGGGAGCGGGAGGAACAGGAGCGGAGGCUGCAGGCGGAAAGGGACAAGCGAAUGCGAGAGGAGCAACUGGCUCGGGAGGCCGAGGCCCGGGCUGAGAGGGAAGCAGAGGCCCGGAGGCGGGAGGAGCAGGAGGCCAGAGAGAAGGCCCAGGCCGAGCAGGAGGAGCAGGAGCGACUGCAGAAGCAGAAAGAGGAGGCCGAAGCUCGGUCCCGGGAAGAGGCAGAACGGCAGCGUCUAGAGCGGGAAAAGCACUUCCAGCGCGAAGAGCAGGAGCGGCAAGAGCGCAAAAAGCGUCUGGAGGAAAUCAUGAAGAGGACUCGGAAGUCAGAAGCUGCUGAAACAAAGCAGAAGCUGGACAGAAAGGAGGCAAACACCAACAAUUCUAGCCCAGACCCUGUCAAAGCCGGGGAGUCUCGAUCCUCAGGGCUGCAGAAGGAGGCUGUGCAGAAAGAGGAGCUGGCCACCCAGGAGCCUCAGUGGAGCCUGCCAAGCAAGGAAUCGCCGGGGCCCCUGGUGAAUGGCCUGCAGCCCCUCCCAGCACACCAGGAGAACGGCUUCUCCCCCAAGGGACCCACUGGUGAUAAGAGUCUAGGCCGAACGCCAGAGGCACUCCUGCCCUUCGCAGAGGCAGAAGCCUUCCUCAAGAAAGCUGUGGUGCAGCCCCCACAGGUCACAGAAGUCCUUUAAGGGGUUGCCUUGGAUCCAGGCACAGCUAUGAGAGCUCCUCUGCAUCAUCUACCAGGAUGUCUGGAAAAGAGACAGAACAAAGCCGGAAGUGGCCUGGGCCCCUGGGGUGGGUCCUCUCUGUUAUUUUUAAUCAGCACCUUAUAGACUGUUGUCUCUUUGACUGGGGCCAGACCCUGCUCCUCAGUGCAUUUGUGUGCUCACUCGCGCGGACACCUCCCGUACACACACAUACACUCACAGCCUCUCUGGCCUCCUCCCUUGGGGAAGGGCCACCUGUAGUAUUUGCCUUGGUUUGGUGGGGUACAGUGGAUGUGAAUACUGUAAAUAGCUUGUGCUCAGACUCCUCUGCCUGGAGGGGGCGGGUGCAGGAGGCAGACCCUCCCAAGACUCCCUGGGGAGAUCUUCCUCUCUCUAUUUAACUGUAACUGAGGGGGAGCCCAGGUUAGGGGGUGGCGGGGGCGCCUUGGGCCACAGGAUGCUGGUUGCUUUAGGGGUACCCAUGCCCCUGCCCUCGCCUGGAAUCAGUGUUAUUGCAUCUGAUCAAACUUCUCCAGAAAUAAAGUGAGAAUAAUUCUGCCAGUCCUGUCUAUCCUUGGGGCUGGCGCUGGGGGUGGUAACCGCAAGUGGCCUCCUGAGUUCUAAGGAGAACUUAAAGAGCCAGGGCCUGGGGACAUCUGCCCCUGCCUGGCAGUACUCCUAGUGGUCUCCCAGUUCAGUCAUGCAUUCAUUCAUUUAUUCAUUUAACAAGGAUGGUUGCAUCUACUCCGUAUCAGGCAGGGGGCUACAUGCUGGGGAUACAGUAUUAAGAAAAAACGUAGCCUCUUUUCUCAGGGAGUUUAC
This is a messenger RNA of Pteronotus mesoamericanus, 3639 nucleotides long. It is a transcript of the gene MAP7D1, whose product is annotated as MAP7 domain containing 1. Lineage: Eukaryota; Metazoa; Chordata; Mammalia; Chiroptera; Mormoopidae. Gene Ontology annotation, cellular component: microtubule cytoskeleton. Gene Ontology annotation, biological process: microtubule cytoskeleton organization. Bases 256 to 2799 code for a protein of 847 amino acids. The transcript has 17 exons. The record is from RefSeq and is a predicted model, not a curated record.